CACCUGUUUCAGUGGGCGGAGCUACCACAGGUGACAACUCCAUAACAGAGGACAGAAGAGAGACCUCGACAGCAGACGCAGAGACAGUCGGACCGCAGACAGUCUCAGGAUGUCAAAGAAAAAGGAGCAGAGCCCUUCGAAGAUGUCACAGGCUGACAUGCUGGCUCUAAUCACUCGCUUACAGCAAAACGCAGAUCAGGUGGAGAAGAACAUCCUGCAGGCCGAGAAACUGCUCAAUGAGGACAAACUAAAUGAGCGGAAAAACUAUGCAUUCAAAAAUCAGCGUUCGGCCGCCGACAAUCUGGGUCAAGCUGAGGGUUUAUUGAAGGAUCUCUUCCUGGAUGUAGACAAAGCCAAGAGACUCAAGCACCCACAGGCCAAUGAAAUCGAGCUAGAUGUGAGUAAUCUUCAUGAUCGCUGGACUAAAUCCUGUGGGAUAUAUAGAGAUCUUUAUGGGCAGCUUCUUGAGCUCUCUUUAUCUCCUGGUGUGGACUUUAGCCAACUUAUGUCUGAAAAACAGAAAUCGAUUGUGGGAGAGCGUUACGGCCCGAAUCUCUCUGAUGUAGAGAAACAGAUCGCAGCCCAUAAUAUUCUGCAUAAGGAGAUUGAGGCGUAUCGCACGGCCAUAAAGUCCAGUGAUAAUCCAUCUGCCCUUCAAAAGCAGUAUGCAGGUCUGCAGGAAGCGUCUCAGAAGCGCAGUCAGUAUCUCUCAUCGCUCUAUGACUUCAUGCAGCGCUGUAAUAAAGAGACGCUCUUUCUUACUGAACAAGAGAAGAAGAUCAUGAGGAGAGACUGGAGCGAUCGGAUGAUUGACAGCGCUGAAGUGCGCAUGGAGUAUGAGAGAUUUAAGAACAACGGACUGUUGAGCCAUGAAAGGGAGGUGGACAAAAUCCUUCAGGAGGCUCAGACUCUCGUUAAGAAUGAUCACCCCGGAUCAGCUGCUAUUGGGUCCUGCGCUGAAAACAUCAAUGAUGAGUGGCAGCGUUUCAUGAAUCUGUGCUUGUGUCAGGAUACACACCUGGAGAAUGUAGAAAAAUACAAAAAGUAUCAACUGGAUGUGGAGACGUUCAAUGAGUCUCUGAAGAGAAUCAAAUCCACUACAGAACCAUCAGUACUGAGAAACAUGAGUAACACUGAGAUAUUACUGCAGCUGGAGGGUGAAGAGAGAGCCAUCGCCAGAAAUGAUCGGAGACUUAAUGACCUGAGAGAGUCCUGUAGCACCCUGGCUCCUAUACACCUCAGACGAAAUACGACCAAUAAACCUGUCAAUGUUAUUUCCCUGUGUGACUGGAAUACAGAGAAGGACUCUGUGAAAAGAGGUGACAAGUUCACACUGGCCUCUGAUCCUAGAGAGGAAAACUGGGAGGUGAAAACCAGCACUGGAAGGACCAAGACCAUGCCAGGAGUCUGUUUUCUCAUCCCUCCACCUGAUCCGGCUGCCAUCGACACGGUGGACAGUCUGAGCAGGGAUUUCUCCGAUCUCAAGAAGACGAGAUCUUCUCUGCAGUCUCAAGUGAAGACGUCAAAUGGGGACGUUGUGAGGACUGUGAGAACAACUUCUCUAUCAAAGGCUCCUGUAGAUUUAACGUCUGAUGCCACAAAUGGUGAGCUGGAUCGAAUCAACGGAGAUCUGUUGAAGCUCGAGAAAGACUUACAGAACCGAAUGAGACGUCCUUUGGACCGGUCUGACCCUGUUGGAGAUCUGUCUGCCAGAAUCAAGGAUCAUGAGAAGUUUGUUGUGAUUCUGAGAAACCUGGAGGCAGAGAAAUCCUCCAUUCAGAGAGACUUGCAGCCCCUGCUAUCCCAGAAGCCCCUGGGACCCAACGCUUCUACACAGCUUCAAAAACUCAACGUAGCCAACAACAAGAUCGAUGACCUCACAGCCCUCUGUGAUCUCUACAAUAAGAAGACAACAGCAGCCAUGUUUCUGGAGAAACAGACCAAGAAGGUGGACAACAUGAUCACAGGGUUUGAGGACAAACUCUCUGUUGAUGCUGUAAUUGUCGAUGAGCCCAAUAACCUCAACAGUCACUCCAAAAAACUCAAGGACAUGAUUAAAGAUGUCGACUCCAGAAAAGAGGAUAUUCAACAGCUGAACCGUGAGUUAGAAGUGACGGAGCAAGCCUGCAGCUCUCUACAGAAGAGCUUCCAGGAAUACUGCCCUGAUAUCCGCCAUCAGGAGUCAGAGGUCAAACGCCUGAGGAAUCGAUACGCCACCAUCACCAGUCAACUACAGCUGAGGACGGCUCUGUUGAAUGAAGCAGCCAAUAAGGAUCAGGAGUUUGAGGGUGCUGUUCACUCGCUCAACGCUUUCCUGAUCAAUAUGCCCAACAACAAGAUUCGGCCUGGCGAAAGCGUCUCACAGAUUCACACCAAGCUAAAAUCUCAGACGAGAGCAGUUGAAGACCUCAAGAGAAAGACGGAUGAAGUGAACCGGGUUGUAAAACUUUCUGACGAACUGCAGAAGAUUUUUAAUGAAUAUGAGGUAAAUGCCAACAGAUACCGCAGCACACUGGGAAAACCCAACAUAGAUGCAAAUGGAGCUGAAUUCAUCACCCUGGCUGAAUCUGUGCAGAAGAAGGAAAGAGAUGUUGUAAACCUUUAUUCUGAAGUGUCUGCAGAGCAAAAUCAACUUCUGAAUCAAGUGGUCUUGGCCAAAGAUCUCGUCAAUAAGAAUGAUGAAAUUGUGAGCCAGGUGGUGGUGAAACAGCAACUACAGCUGCAGAGUAACCAAAGAGACAUAGAUGAAGUUGACAGCCUGAAGCGAGAACUUUCUGAAGAGAUUGCUCGCCGUGCUCAUGCUGAGAAUGAUCUCAAAUCCUUCAGCAAACGGAUGAUUUCCCUCAAAAGUCGGAGAGGUGUAGAGCGAGUUGAGGAAAAGGAAACUGUGCAUUACUACCGUGAUCCGAAGCUGGAGCUUGAAAUUGAAGCACUUAGAAGGAAGAUCAAUGAAGAGAUCAGUAGGCGCUCUGCAUUUCACUCAGAAAUUGAGAUUGUGAACAGGAAAAUUGUCAGCCGUGAACAUGAGGUGGUUGAAAUAAAGCCCAAGCUAGUGCAGAAGGUUGUUACAGAGAUUGAGCGUGACCCCAAACUGGACAUAGAAGCAGCUAGGAUCAGAGAGAUGAUACUCAAAUUAAAGGAGGAAAUUCGUGUGCUGGAGAGUGAAUCUGUGCACAUUAGAACUGAGGUCACAGUCCUGGAGCAAAAGAGACCUUUGAUGAGAGAAAAGGUGGUAAUGAAGGAAGUCGUGAGGCUGGAAAAAGACCCGGAAAUGCUGAAGGCUGUAUUAACCUUUAAGAAUGAGAUUUCAGAUGAGAAUAUAAGGUGCAAGAACCUGAAUGAUGAAAUUUUCCAGGUUAGGAGUCAGAUCAAUAAUUUGGAAAGGAUUAUUCCUACCAUUCAGCCAAAAACUGUCAUCAAGGAGGUGAAGAAAGUUGAGCAGGAUGAAGAGCUCCUAAGAGAGUCCAGGAGUCUCCGUGUGAGCUUGGAAGAACUCAUUCAAGAGACCACUAUUAUGAUGAAAGAAUUCUCCAGCCUUCAGCUCCAAUUCAGCCACGUGGAGACGAUAAAGCAAAGAGUAGAGAUGAAGGAGAUUGUCCAUGAGACCUACAGAAUUGAUCCUGAGACAGAGAUGGAACUAAGACGUCUAAGAAAUGAGCUUAAUGAAAUAAGCAGAAGCCGUACUAGCAUAGAGAAUGAGAUCAACUUGAUUAUGGUGGAUCUCAAGACUCUGCGCUCUCAAAAGCCCAAGGUUGAGCUGAAGGAGGUUACUCAAGAGAUUGUCAAAGAAGAGAGGAGCCCUGAGGUUGUCAAGGAAAUUAGAAGGCUGAAUGAACAACUUAAAAUUUUGCGAUCCAACUAUGACACAAUUUCGACUCGGAUCACUCGUCUGCGCAAGGAUAGGGAUGAAUGGAAGGCUGAAAGGUCAAAAGUAGAGACACAAGUUGUGACCAAAGAACUGAUAAAGUAUGAAAAUGAUCCACUUCUGGAGAAGACUGAACGGUUUAGAAGGGAAUUGCGGGAAGAAAUUCAGCUGCGUAAAUCGGUGGAGGAAUAUGUGUUUGAGCUACAAAGCAAGUACAUCGUGCUGGAAAGACAGAAACCAGAGGAAAGGGUUGUGGUCCACGAAGUAGUGCGCCUCCAGACAGAUCCAACCCAGAUUAUGACUCAUGAGAGAUUAACCAAGAAUUUGGAAGAGCUGAUCAAGACUCGUAGGCAGCUGGAUCUGGAUGUGCAGCAACAGAGAUCCCUGGUCAUUGAACUGCAGAAAAGGCUUGAUGUUGUUGAUCACCAGAAAAAGGUCCUAAUAGAGACGGAGUUAAGACAAAUCAAAGCUAGAAUCUAUGAGCUGGAGACUUGUCCAAAGCCUAUAGAGGAAAAGAUUGUUAUUGAGGAGAUUCUGAAAGUUGAGAGAGACCCCAGCGUAGACAAACUUAUCCUUGAUCUCCGCACUGAGAUGGAAAAUGAACGCAACAGAGUUACCCUCAUGGAGAAAGAUAUUCGAAACCUUACAAUAAGGAUACAGACCCUGACCAAAGAGAAAUCUGUGGAGAAAAUUGUCCACAAAGAAAUCAUCAGAGUGGAGAAGGACCAAACGGUAGAAGCAGAAAGAGAACGUCUCCGAGAACAAGUUGCCCAGGUGGUUAAUGCCAGAUGCCUUAAAGAAGAAGAAAUAAAGCGAAUCAACACCAAAAUAACUAGAAUUCAGACAACCAGAACAACUUUUUCUCAGGAAGAGUCCAGCUUAACUCUACAAAGGGAUAGACUUAAUAGAGAGAAGGAGGAUCUUCUUCGGGAGUUAAGAAGACUGGAGUCUCAACAGCAGGAAAUCUCCAUUACUUUCCAGCACCAAUCUAAAGUCUUGAGUGAGAGAACCCAAAUCGUCAGGCAAAAAAGCAUAAAGUUGGAGUCAGAGAUCCAACGGCUGGAAAGAGAAAUCCUGGAGGAGAAAGAAAGAAUCAACCAACGGGAAAUCACCAUCAUGAAUUUGCAGAAAGAAGCAAAGACGGUGCAGACUUCAGAAACAAACACCCGAGAGACCAAUGUCUCCACCAAAAUUACCAUUCUCGACCCAGAGACUGGAAAAGACAUGUCACCCUACGAUGCUUUUCUCGAGGGUCUGAUCGAUCGCAAUCAGUACAUUCACCUUCAAGAGCUCGAAUGCAGUUGGGAGGAAAUCACAACGUCUGGUACUGACGGCGAGACCACUAUUCUGCAGGAUCGUAAAAGCGGAAAGCAGUACUCUGUUAAGUCAGCCCUGCAGAGUGGGCGAUUGACCCAGUAUGACGUUCAGCGCUACAAAGAGGGUAAAAUGUCCAUUUCAGAGUUUGCUCUUCUGGUUGCAGGGGAGACAAAGUCAAAGUCUUUCCCUGUUUCGAGUAAAACGACAACAACUGUACAGUCUCUUCCUCCGUCAAGCCCUAGCUACAACACCAGCACUACAACACGUCGCACGUCCUAUUCCAGCAGCAGCAACUUGAACACAGUGGUGAACACCAGCACCGAUGAACACUUUCCGAUUUCUGGAAUUCUAGACACCACCACAGACAGCCGCGUAUCUGUAAGAAGUGCCUUGACGCGCAAAUUGAUCGACGCAGAUACGGCAUUGAGGCUUCUGGAAGCUCAGGCAGCCACGGGGGGCAUUGUGGACCUGAACAAGAGGGACAAGCUCUCUGUUCACAAGGCAGCAGAGCGUGGAUUUAUUGACACGAGCCAACUUCACAAGCUCCUCAGUGCUCAAAAAGCCUUUACUGGUUUUGAAGAUCCCGUGUCAAAGCAGCGAAUGUCAGUUGGAGAGGCGGCCCGCAGGGGUUUUAUACCCAAUGAAAGUGCCGUGUGGUUUAUGCAGGCGCAGAUAGUGACCGGUGGCCUUGUAGACCCUAACAGAGCAGGUCGGGUCAGCCUGCAGGAUGCGAUUGAUGCAAAAUUGGUUGAUGCUACAUUGGCCAAGCAACUUAAGGAUGAAUCCAGCUUUGAAAAGAAUGUGAUCGAUCCCAUCAAGAAGGACAAGAUCACCUACAAGGAGGCUAUGGCUCGAUGCAAGAAGGAUCCAAUGACAGGGCUCCCUAUGCUCGCAGCUGCCUCUACUGAUGAAACGGAUGCUCCUUCUUACUCCAACUACAAAUUCUCCAGAAGAUAAAGGCAGAAGCUCUUGAUAUCACAAUGAUGACAACAUCUUUAUAUGUUGAAUUGUAUGGGACUUUUCAGUGUAGGUCUUCUUUUAUACCCAUAUACUCUGCUGUGAAUGGAUAUCAUUUAAUGGGGUGUUCAUUAUUUUUUGUCUUUAUAUUAAAGUUCACUAAAUAUUUCUGAUUUUGAUGAUGCAAAAUUGGGUGAAAUUGCUUUUUGAACUUAAUGGUAAUAAUAAAUAUACUUAAAUCAUAUCUUAUACAAAGUGACAUGCCUGUAAUAUCUGUGUGCUCUGGUGUUAGUUAUUAAGCUAUUUUUUUAUUCAUAAUAAAUGGUUUAUCAAUACACUGUUUUAUUAGUAACCUGCAUAGCAUAAAUUUUUUCACUUUCUUUUGAUAAUAAUCAUCAGAAUUUUAACGUAUGGAGAUAAUAAAUACACACACAUAAAUAAUGUUUACAUGUUUUAUUAAUAUCAUUGUUCUUUGUUAUUUUAUUAAAAACGUAUGACCCUGGGAAAAAAUAGAAUAUGUUUAUUUACAUAUCUCGAAGUAUACACACGGCUAUUACGGAAAUACCAGCAGCACUUAUAGGUAAAUGUAAAAAAAAUUAUAA
Messenger RNA from Misgurnus anguillicaudatus (oriental weatherfish), 6741 nucleotides. RefSeq names its product envoplakin b (gene evplb). Gene Ontology annotation, biological process: intermediate filament cytoskeleton organization; wound healing. Gene Ontology annotation, molecular function: cadherin binding; structural molecule activity. The record is from RefSeq and is a predicted model, not a curated record. Lineage: Eukaryota; Metazoa; Chordata; Actinopteri; Cypriniformes; Cobitidae. Gene Ontology annotation, cellular component: cytoskeleton; membrane; intermediate filament.